UAAAACCAAAAAAGAAUAAAAUUGGAAUUAAAGUCUGGAUCCCUCCACGGCUCGGCUCCAACCUCCGUCGCCGUAUGCUCGUAGCUCCAUCCUUACGCCGCCGGUUAGCAACAGCAAGUCGACACCUGAACGGCUAUAGACAACGCACUCCCAGAUUCAUUCUUUUAUGAAUUUCCCGCGAUUGAACUAGUUGUCCUCGAAUGGCUGCAGGGAGAAAGGGUGUUUCGGCUAGUUUCAGUAAAGCAUUCACUAGAUGUUCUAUUGCAUCAAUUUCAAAAUGUGAAACUCAAGAUGUUGCUAGAGUUCUAUCUGCUUCCUGCAGACAUUUGCACGGCAACUCUGCAGCAAUUAUAGGUGCUGACAAAUAUUUCAAAUUCCCAGCCACAAGAUGUUUAACUAGGCAUUUUCAUGCAAGCUUGGAGCUUCUGGCUAGACACAGGGGGGAUGAUUCCAUGGAUCUUAAGAGUUCAAAGAGACCGAAAGUUGUAACUAGUGGGAAGUUCUCAAAGAGAAAGAAGGAGGUCAAACCUGCAGUUGAGACCCCUUAUGUGCCGCCUAAACUUGCACGAACUGGAAAAUCUUUGGAUAAAACAAUUGAAAUAUUUGAAGGCAUGACCAUUGUAGAACUCACCAAACGUUGUGGAGAGUCGAUUUCUACCAUUGAGAACAUCAUCACUAAUGUUGGUGAGAAAGCUGACUCAGAGUUUGACAGUCUCAGUGUUGACAUAGCAGAGCUUGUUGCAAUGGAAGUUGGGGUCAAUGUUUGUCGGAUGCACUCAAAUGAAGGUGGUGAAAUGUUACCACGUCCUCCAGUUGUCACUGUUAUGGGCCAUGUUGACCAUGGGAAGACGUCUCUAUUGGAUGCCCUUCGCCAAACAUCCUUGGCUGCUAAAGAAGCUGGAGGCAUAACGCAGCAUCUGGGAGCAUUUGUUGUUGGCAUGCAAUCAGGGGCAUCCAUCACUUUCCUUGAUACUCCAGGCCAUGCUGCCUUUAGUGCUAUGCGAGCCAGAGGCGCGGCAGUUACAGAUGUAGUGGUGCUUGUGGUGGCUGCAGAUGAUGGUGUGAUGCCUCAAACACUCGAAGCCAUUGCUCAUGCCAAAUCAGCUAAUGUUCCAAUUGUUGUUGCUAUCAACAAAUGUGACAAACCAGAUGCGAAUCCUGAAAGAGUUAAAAUCCAGCUCGCAUCUGAAGGGUUACCAUUGGAGGAGAUGGGUGGAGAUGUACAGGUUGUUGAAGUUUCUGCAAUAAAAGGAAGCGGACUUGAUAAUCUGGAGGAUGCUUUGCUACUGCAGGCCGAGCUAAUGGAUCUUAAGGCACGCAUUGAUGGAUCUGCCCAAGCUUAUGUAGUUGAGGCAAGGGUUGAUAAGGGCCGUGGUCCACUGGCCACUGCGAUUGUGAAGGCAGGGACUCUGCUUUGUGGGAAGUAUGUUGUCAUAGGUUCUGAGUGGGGAAGAAUUAGAUGUAUAAGGGACACGGCAAGGAAAGUGAUAUCACAGGCUACGCCUGCCAUGCCUAUUGAGAUUGAAGGGUUAAAGGGGCUCCCGAUGGCAGGGGAUGACAUUGUUGUUGUUGAGUCUGAGGAAAGAGCAAAGAUGCUCAGUGAAGGUAGGAAAAAGAAAGCCGAGAAGGACAGACUCAAAAAACUUGAAGAUGAUAGGCAAAAGCUGGAGCAAGAGAUGCUAGAAGGUGAAGAAAAUGAAGAGAAUGCGGAUGAAAAGGAGAGGUCGAAGAGAGUUGAAGUCCCAAUCAUCGUGAAAGCAGAUGUGCAAGGCACUGUUCAAGCAGUCAGUGAUGCAUUGAAGACUUUGAACAGUCCACAGGUUUAUUUGAAGAUCAUCCAUGCAGGAGUUGGUCCUGUUUCCCAGUCUGAUGUUGAUAUGGCAGCAGCCUGUGAUGCAUGUGUUGUUGGAUUCAAUGUUCGGAACCCUCCUGCUGAAGUCACUCUCGCAGCUACUCAAGCAAAGAUUAAGAUAAAACUACACCAAGUGAUCUAUCAUCUUUUGGAGGAUAUCGGCAACUUUAUUGUCGAAAAGGCUCCAGGAACUCUUGAGACGCAGGUGGGCGGAGAAGCUGAGGUGCUCAACAUAUUUGCUGUUAAGGGAAAGGGCAAAAACAAAGGAGAGGAUUUGAAAAUCGCGGGUUGUAGGGUGAUGGAUGGGCGGCUCACAAAGGCUUCAAUCAUAAGACUUCUUAGAAGCGGGGAAGUUGUGUACGAAGGGUGCUGUGCAUCUCUGAAGCGGGAGCAGCGGGAUGUGGAUGCAGUGGGCAAGGGCAACGAAUGCGGACUCAUGAUCGAGGACUGCAACGAUUUACAGGUUGGGGACGUGGUUCAAUGCUUGGUGAAUGUGAAUCGGAAACCCAAGUUUGUCUCGUCGGAGAGCGGGGCCGUUCGCAUAGAAUGCUGAUAAGGGGCACUUGACCUCUGCCAUUUUUAUUCAUAUGAAUGUUGAAGUUGCUCUUUCACAUACAUAGCUCACAUUUGACCAAUUUAAGAGCCGGUAGAGCUGCUGCCCAUUUUGCAGAUUUUAUUUAUAUUGAAAUAAUUAUAGAACCAAUACUUCACCAAUUUCUAAAGUUGUUGAUUUAUACAAAUUCAAUACAAAAACUUACCAUGUUAAAAUUUCA
Salvia splendens (bonfire salvia) is the source of this 2625-nucleotide messenger RNA. RefSeq names its product translation initiation factor IF-2. The record is from RefSeq and is a predicted model, not a curated record. Gene Ontology annotation, cellular component: cytoplasm. Lineage: Eukaryota; Viridiplantae; Streptophyta; Magnoliopsida; Lamiales; Lamiaceae. The transcript has 7 exons. Gene Ontology annotation, biological process: translational initiation. Gene Ontology annotation, molecular function: GTPase activity; translation initiation factor activity; GTP binding. Bases 201 to 2405 code for a protein of 734 amino acids.